Chironomus riparius is the source of this 588-nucleotide messenger RNA. The record is from the annotation of a GenBank genome assembly. NCBI's taxonomy places the organism in Eukaryota, Metazoa, Arthropoda, Insecta, Diptera, Chironomidae.
UUUUAUUAUUUUCUCAUUUUUGACACAGUAAAAUUCAGCUUUAAAUUUCGCUGUGUAGCCAUGAACAGUACGAAGAAUAAAGAAUGUUGUGAUGAAAGAAAAAUUUCAAGUGAAGCAAAAGGCAAGAGCGAUAAAAUACCACGAAUAUUUCCAACAGUUCCUGUUAUACCAAAAUAUCAACGUCCUCAAUCUACAUUUGCAAGCUUUCUAAUGCCCAUUGAAUGUCAAUCAAGCGAGGAAGAUGAGAAGCUUUUACAUUUAUCCAUGGAACUGAAAAAAAAUCGCUCAAAUGCGAAUGCCAUUCAUGAUAUAAUCGCAAAUUUGAAAAGCUCUCUAUUGGAAUUAAAUCGAAAUUUAGAAAAAAAUAAAAAAUGAAAGGAAAUUCUUUAGGUGCUGUAUAUGGAUGUGCAGGAUGAUUUAGACAGAUUCCUCACCUGGAUGUCUUUUGAUGAUUUAUGUAAAUUCUUAAUAAAGUUGUCAAUUUUUUUGUGUAGUUCAUGAGUUUUUUGAGUGAAUAGAGAUGCUUAUUGGAUGUGAGACAACAUUUUGAUGGUUAAACUGACAAUCUUAAUCAUUAUCGUAGCUAUG